CGUUUGCUUUAACAUUUAAAAAAAAAGGUCUUUUGUCAAAAAAAAUUGCCGACCGCCACAUGUCACGCGUAUUAUUUUAGUUGUAUUCUUUAUUAAUUUCAAUAAAACUCAAAAAUGAAACCCCUUAUGCUGCAAGGGCACGAACGUGCCAUCACGCAAAUUAAAUACAACAGAGAAGGAGAUUUGUUGUUCUCUGCGGCAAAAGACUCUAAACCUAACGUAUGGUGGUCGUUAAAUGGCGAGCGUCUUGGUACUUUCAACGGCCACGGUGGAGUAGUGUGGUGUCUCGAUGUAGACUGGCAAACUAUCAACCUAAUCACUGGAGGCGGUGACAGUUCAUGCAGACUGUGGGACUUAGAAACUGGUAAAAAUAUAGCUACAAUCAAGACAAAUUCUUCAGUGAGAACAUGUAACUUCAGCUUCAGUGCAUACCAAGCCGCCUACACCACAGACAAAGCCAUGGGACGUCCUUGUGAGGUUUCAAUCAUUGAUACAAGGACAAUUGAUGAGUCAAUUUCCACACAAACUCCCAUUUUAAAAUGGGAGAUCACAGAUUCAAAAGUGACCUCCAUGGUUUGGGGUACUCUAGAUGAAACUAUCAUAACAGGUCAUGAGGCUGGAGAUCUAAUUCAGUGGGAUCUGCGAACAGGUAAGAAAGUGCAUUCCAUCAAAGAACACACGCAUCAGAUCAACGAUAUGCAACUUUCCCGUGAUGCUACUAUGUUUAUCACUGCAUCGAAAGAUCAAACAGCCAAACUAUUUGACACGAGUUCAAUGGAACUUCUCAAAGAGUACAAGACAGAGCGUCCGGUAAACUCUGCUGCGCUAAGCCCCAUUUUGGAUCAUGUUGUUCUCGGUGGUGGUCAAGAUGCUAUGGAAGUAACAACAACUUCAACCAGACAAGGAAAGUUUGAUGCUCGUUUCUUCCAUUUAGUAUUUGAAGAGGAAUUUGGACGUGUGAAAGGUCAUUUUGGUCCUAUCAACAGUUUGGCGUUCCAUCCUGAUGGCAAGAGCUAUGCCUCUGGUGGCGAGGAUGGUUAUGUACGUGUUCAAAGUUUUGAUCAAUCUUACUUUGAUUACACUUUUGAUUACAAUAGGGAUUAAUAAGAAAACUUAUUUGUUAAUUUUAAUCUUCUUGAUCAGAGUAUUUGUGAACUUUAAAUGUAUGUUACAAAUAGCUAUCUAUACAGAUAUGAUUUUCAUAUAAAUACAGUAUUGUUUUAACUCUUGAAAGAACAUUUUCAUUUAUAAUAAACAAUGCGAAAUUAUAAA
Messenger RNA from Diatraea saccharalis (sugarcane borer), 1272 nucleotides. The record is from the annotation of a GenBank genome assembly. Lineage: Eukaryota; Metazoa; Arthropoda; Insecta; Lepidoptera; Crambidae.